Messenger RNA from Rotaria sp. Silwood1, 837 nucleotides. The record is from the annotation of a GenBank genome assembly. NCBI's taxonomy places the organism in Eukaryota, Metazoa, Rotifera, Eurotatoria, Philodinida, Philodinidae.
AUGUUUUUUGUAUCAAGUGGAAUGAUAUUUCUUCUAAUAUUAUUAUUUCUAAACUCAGAUAACGACCUUAGAUUAUUUUUCAAUCAAUUUUUGUUAACAUCGACUAUUAUUUACGAAAAUUUUACUUGUCAAACAUGGCAAAAUUUAUCAUAUAUAAAUGUUUCAAAAUAUCAAGAAUGUCUGUUAUGGGUUCCAAACGGACGUUUUUGGGCUGUCGAAGGAGUACGUCAUACAGCGCAUAAAAAUCUAUUGAAUUCUACUUCACUUAUCAUUGAAGUUGGUGGAAAUCGUGGACAUGAUACAAUUAAAUUUAUUGAAUUAUAUAAUGCAUCAAUAAUUAGUUAUGAACCGCUGUUAUCAAUGUGGGAAGAUCUUACGAAACAAUUUAAAUCAAAUCCAAAAAUAGAAAUUCAUCCAUAUGGACUUGGUAGUCGUGCAAAAAGUUUAUUGAUUGAACCAUACGAUGUUGGUAAUGCUGGUACAAGUAUUUUUCGAACACUUUCCGCAACAAAUUCAUCAAAUAUUCAAAAGAUUCGACUUCUCGAUAUUGUUGAAGUUAUAAGACAUAUAAGAGAAACUAGAACGAAAAAUGGAAUAAUCGAUAUGAUUAGUAUAAACUGUGAAGGAUGUGAAUUUGAAAUAUUACCUGCUCUUAUACUGAAUCGUAUGAUACAAUAUUUUCGAAUCAUUCAAUUUGCUACACACACUGGUCUUUUAACAGAAUCAUCGUGUAUUUAUUGUCAGAUAGAACAAGCAUUGGAAAGAACACAUAAAAUUUUAUUUCACUAUAGUAAAUUAUGGGAAGGAUGGGUACUCAAAAGUACAACAAUAAACUAA